Molecule: messenger RNA, 1260 nt
Organism: Lathyrus sativus (Indian pea)
Lineage: Eukaryota; Viridiplantae; Streptophyta; Magnoliopsida; Fabales; Fabaceae
Source: the annotation of a GenBank genome assembly
AUGCUCAUGAACUACUUAAAGGAACUAGAAUGCAAAAUGGCACAUGAUUAUCAAAAGAAGGACAAAAUGGCAACUUCAAUAUUGGUUCAAGGACCAAUCAUAGUAGGAGCUGGUCCAUCAGGAUUAGCAGCAGCAGCAUGUCUUAAACAAAAAGGAAUUCCAAGCUUAAUCCUUGAAAGAGCAAAUUGUUUAGCUUCAAUGUGGCAACUCAAAACCUAUGAUAGAUUAAAGCUUCAUCUUCCAAAACAAUUUUGUCAAUUACCUCUCAUGCCAUUUCCAAAAGGGUUACCAUCAUAUCCAACAAAGCAACAAUUUUUAUCUUACUUAAAAGCCUAUGCUAAUCACUUUGAUAUUAAUCCUAUUUUUGGUAAACAAGUUGUGAAUGCUGAAUUUGAUAUUGCUUGUGGAGUUUGGAGAGUGAAGACUCAAGAAAUUAUAAUGAACAAGUGUGUUGUUAUUGAGUAUGUUAGUCAAUGGUUGAUUGUUGCUAGUGGUGAAAAUGCUGAGGAAGUUGUGCCAUCAAUUGAAGGGAUGGACCAAUUUCAAGGACCUAUUUUGCAUACUAGUUUGUAUAAAAGUGGAAGCAUGUUUUGUGGGAAGAAUGUUUUGGUGGUGGGGUGUGGAAAUUCAGGCAUGGAGGUGUGUUUAGAUCUUUCCAACCAUAAUGCUCAUCCUUCCUUAGUUGUUAGAGAUACGGUACAUAUCUUGCCACAACAAAUAUUUGGAAAAUCAACAUUUGGUUUAUCCAUGUGGUUACUUAAAUGGUUCUCAGUACAUUUUGUGGAUCAAUUUUUACUUCUAAUGUCAUAUCUCAUACUUGGUGACACAUCUCAAUAUGGAAUGCAAAGGCCAAAAAUUGGUCCUUUAGAGCUUAAGAAUUUGUAUGGAAAAACACCAGUUUUAGAUGUUGGGACAGUAGCUCAAAUCAAAACUGGCAAAAUUAAGGUUUGCAAGGGAAUUAAACGACUAGCACAUAAUGCUGUGGAGUUUGUUGAUGGGAAAGUAGAGAACUUUGAUGCAGUCAUUCUAGCUACUGGUUAUAGAAGCAAUGUACCCUCUUGGUUAAAGGGAAGUGACAUGUUUAGUGAGAAAGAUGGUUUUCCAAGGAAACCAUUCCCAAAUGGAUGGAAAGGUGAAAAGGGAUUAUAUGCUGUUGGUUUCACCAAACGUGGCUUACUUGGUUCAUCUAUUGAUGCAAAGAGGAUUGCUGAAGAUAUUGAACAUAGCUGGAAAGCUCUUAAGGCCAAGCCACUUGCAUGA